CACCCGUCACGGUCCCCGGAGCGCGUGGUGCAGAGCGAGAGAGACUACGAGGAACUGGAGGUGACGUCGUCGUACGUCGGCGACGAGGUGGCGGGGGAGACACGCGACGGAUCGUGUCGGCUGCCGCCCCGCGACGACGACGAUGCACGGAAGCCUUGCGCAGACGUAUCUUCACCUGUGCAGAUACCGGGGAACCCUUCCGCUCCUCCCCCGCGGAACUAUGUGGCGGUUAGUCGGCGCCUGAUGUCGCUUCCGCAGUUCGAAUUGACACGUACAAAAUUCGAAGAUGUCGGCGUGGACUCCGGUGAGUCGGGGAAGUCUCCCGGUUCUGGAACGAGAUCUAGGGAGGAGAGUGUCGGGGGAAACUCUCCCGCCGCUCCUGUUUCGACUGUGGGGAGUGGUAAUUCCAGUGCCAGCUAUGGAGCAGGCGUAUACGACAUGUUUGAUGGCAGUGCAGAUGAUGAUGGGGAUGGGAAACCAACGGUCAGCAUGCCGAAUAGGCAAGAUAUCUCUACGAAAGCAAGCAGACCAGAGGCUGUACUCAAUGAAGGUGAAGACAAGGCUUGCUAUGUCGGGGUGAGCAGGACACAGAAGACACCUAGUCCGUGUCGCGAGGAAGCAGUGUACAGUGUCGUUGACAAAUCUAGCAAGCAGACGCGGAUAGCACCUCAAGCUGAGGGUAGUCACGACCCAACCAUCACCCCCGCCGCCGCUACAUCAAGGACACGCAGCGACAGCGCGUCCGACACUGAACUCCCCGACGACCAGCGCCUGCCUAGCAACGACUACCAGGAGAUCGACUUCAAGCCGGCCGCUAUCCCGCGGAGCGAUCCCGCCACCGUCAUUGACCAGUUAGAGGAGUCGUGUGUUGAUCCAGGCCGGGAGGGCACAUGGAGUGAGGCGAUGUCGUCGCCGGACACGGCCAGCGUUUACACGCAGGACGAGUCUAUUGAAGUCAUCCCACAGCAGGGCGUGGACUGGGUGAGUGCGGACAUACAUCACGACUCCCGUGGCGCGACGUCCAGUUCUAGCUCCAUCGAUUCCGGCCACGACUCGCACCAGACCGGCCACUUUGUCGUCGUCGCCAUCGACUUUGGCACGACCUACAGCGGCUACGCUUUCAGCUUCACCAAGGACGCCGACAGCAUCCACAUGAUGCGCAAGUGGGAGGGCGGCGACCCAGGUAUCGUCAAUCAGAAGACACCGACCACCGUGCUGCUCACGCCCGAGGGAAAGUUCCACUCGUUCGGCUACGCGGCGAGGGACUUCUUUCACGAUCUGGAUCCGAAGGAGGCGGCGCAGUGGCUCUACUUUGAGAAAUUCAAGAUGGCGCUUCAUCACAGCAUGACACUGAGUAGAGACACUGAGCUUGCAGCGAGUAAUCGUAAGAAGGUCCCUGCGAUUCACGUGUUCUCCUGCGCUCUGCGCUACUUCCGCGACCACGCGCUCCAGGAACUGACCGACCAGUCAGCGACGAAGAUACUGAAUGAGGAUGUUCGCUGGGUCAUCACCGUUCCAGCGAUCUGGAAGCAGCCAGCUAAGCAGUUCAUGCGACAUGCUGCCUACGAGGCCGGCAUAGCUUCUGCGCAGUACCCAGACCAGCUGCUUAUUGCCCUCGAGCCGGAGGCGGCGUCCAUCUACUGUCGAAAGCUGCGUGUGCACCAACUAAUGCCCGUGACACCACCAGUGAUGCGUCUCUCCCCCCGGGCUGUGGAAGGCUCCCCUGCAGAGAGUGCAGAGUCAGUAGAUGACAAUGUGUCAGAAGACUCUAGCUCUGCUGAACUGUUUUUGUCCAAAAAUGAACUUGUUGAAGAUGACAUCAAAGCAGGCACUCGCUACAUUCUCGUUGACUGUGGAGGAGGGACGGUGGACCUAACAGUGCAUGAGAUGGGCAGGAAGCACGCUCACCUGAAGGAGCUGUACAAGGCUACAGGAGGACCACACGGCUCAGUGGGGGUCGACAUUGCCUUUCUCAAACUACUCAACGACAUAUUUGGAGUGGAGUGCAUGAACCAGUUCAGAGAGAAACGACCUGCGAGUUUCGUGGACCUGAUGAUAGCGUUCGAGUCGCGUAAACGCAACACGAGUCCAUUCAAGGAUAACCCGCUGAACGUGUCUCUGCCAUUCUCAUUCAUCGACUUCUACAAGAAGGCAAAGGGACAUCACAUCGAGGCUGCUAUCAGGAAAUACGGUGACAAGGACGUGAGCUGGUCGUCGCAGGGCAUGCUGCGGCUGAUGCCGUCUGCAAUGAAGCGGCUAUUCCAGCCCACCGUCGAUCACAUCAAGCAACACGUCGGAGACGCGCUCAACAAUCCCAGCGUACGCGACAUCACCUACCUGUUCCUCGUCGGUGGAUUCGCCGAGUCUCUUAUCCUUCAGCAGGAAGUGCGCAAGGCCUUCGGACAUAUCCUGAAGGUGAUCAUUCCACAAGACGUAAGUCUGAGCAUCCUCAAGGGGGCAGUGCUGUUUGGUCUCGACCCGACCGUCGUCAACGUACGUCGAUGUCGCUUCACAUACGGCGUCGGAGUUCUCAACCGGUUCGAUCCGGCAAAGCACCCGGAGAACAAGCGAGUCGUGAAGGACGGUGUCACGUGGUGCGCGGACAUAUUCGAUAAAUUUGUUGUGACGGGUCAGUCAGUGGGCAUCGGUGACGUCGUCAUGCGGAAAUACGCUCCGGCGCGCUGCAACCAGUCAACCAGUGUGAUCCAUAUUUACUCGAGCGAGACUGAGGACCCACAGUUUCUCUCUGACCCGGGCACGCAUCACUGUGGCACCCUGACCCUUGACCUCAGCAGCACGGCUUCGCACACGUUCCGACACGAGAUUCAAGUUCGCAUGACGUUCGGCGACACGGAAAUAAAAGUCAACGCGGUUAACAUGGCGACUGGAAAAACCGUGAAGUCUUCAAUAGAUUUUCUAUGUAAUUAAGCACUUUGCUACUGUUGGAGGUGCACACACCAACAUCUAAAAUUCAUCAUCACUUAAUUAAUACUAUGUCGCUCGUUACAUAUCUACAUAUGCCUGUACCUCGUGUUAUGACAGUGCAGAUUAUUAAGUUAACGAUGAAUGAUGUUUGCUGAGAGUCUCUGAUUGGUUAUUUUGAUGAUUUGUUGGAUGAGUACUUGCUAGAAGCGCCAAAGAAUGGUUUGAAACAAAGUCAUUGUAAAGGUAAUUGUGAGGUAAAUAACAAAUAUGUAUACACUGUGUAUAGUUUCCCAUUUUAUCAUGUUACGACUUGUAUAUAUGGGUUGUGCGUGUGUGUGCAUGCAUGUGUAAAUGCAUGCAUGCACGUGUGCAAACUUUUGUAGCCUAUUAGCCUAGGACAGCCAAAGGCAUUGCACCCAUAGUGCACAUUACUAAUUAUAAUCAUAUCAAAGUACAUAGUAGAAGAAAAAGAAAGGUAUCUUGCAUGAACUUCAUAUUGAGGUUUCCAUUCAAUAUCGCGUCCAUAAAAACGUGGUCUUGUGGAGUUUUUACAUUAUUGAAUAUUCACAGGUAUAUUUCUUUCACCACGUUGGGUUCCCACUACUGUGUAGGUUAGUAAGCCACUGUCACUAUUAGUUGUUGAAUAUACUUACGUAAGAGCCCAGUAACAUUAGUUAAGAUGUUAAAAGGCUCUUGACAUACAUCAUCACAAACGUGAGUUAAUGCAACGCAAGUGGACAUUGUACUGUUUCACAGUUGCCCAUGAAUUAAUAGUCUUCUCCAAUUUAUUCUUAUUUAAUUUAUAACACUGUCUUUCAAUAAUCAGUUAUUAUAUAAUUAUAUAAAGCUGUGUAUUUUUCUCCUACAUAAAUACAGUUACUUACCUGUAAUUCUGUUUUCAGUGCAUAUUAGAACAUGUAAAUGUAAAAUUAUAUAGUAUAUUUUAUAUGUAUGUGUUAAUAUAUGAGUUGCGUUUGCAAAUAUUUGUUUUCGUUUUAUAGUAAUAUGAAUUUUAUCCUUACAAAUGUAUGUUAGAGUAUACUAUAUAACUGCCUGGUAGUUCUAAGUGUUAACAUCUGGUGUCACAGAUUCUCAAGUCAAAUGUCCACAUUCCAUUACAUCCGUCACUACAAAUUCCAUGAUCAUUUAUGAGCAAGCACGGAAUCUCUACUGUAGAAUUGAAAAUGUUAUAUCACAAGUUGGACAGAAGUUCAUUGGUUGUGUCUAUCUUAUAGUUAACACAUGCACAGUGUGUAGCAGAUAGAAAAAAAGAGCUGCUGGUAAAAAGAGUAUCAUUGUACUACUAUACCUUUUCUAUAAUACCAGAAGUAUGGAAACAUAAACAAUAUCAAAUUGACAUGAAAUGUUUUAGUAUCUCUGAUAAUUAAAAAGGAAAAAAAUGAAUUGGCAUAUUGAAUGCAAUCGCAAUAUAAAAAUGUGGAGAAAUUUUUACCAUUAUUCAUAUUACGACCCUUCUGGAUAUUAGCGACUUCUGAUCACAUUUGCAUAUAUUCAUCUAUAUGUAACAUAUAUUUCAGAAGUAGAUAACAGGGAAGUUCCCUAUUAGUUCCCUACUAGUUCCAUAUUAUCUACUUCGGCUAUUAUCUACUUCUGAUAUAUUUACAUCUUCAAAUUAAAUGUCAUUUUAUGAUUUGUAGUUAUAAACUCUGAUAAUGUGGAAUGAACUGUGUACAUAUAAAUACAAAUUAUUGUGGUAUGUAAAAGCUCCGUAAUUACUUAUAGAAUUUAUGGUGCACAAUAACUGUCAA
Priapulus caudatus is the source of this 4694-nucleotide messenger RNA. RefSeq names its product heat shock 70 kDa protein 12A-like. NCBI's taxonomy places the organism in Eukaryota, Metazoa, Priapulida, Priapulimorpha, Priapulimorphida, Priapulidae. The record is from RefSeq and is a predicted model, not a curated record. The transcript is spliced from 12 exons. Bases 244 to 2928 code for a protein of 894 amino acids.